Nerophis ophidion (straightnose pipefish) is the source of this 1216-nucleotide messenger RNA. RefSeq names its product glycolipid transfer protein a (gene gltpa). The transcript is spliced from 5 exons. Lineage: Eukaryota; Metazoa; Chordata; Actinopteri; Syngnathiformes; Syngnathidae. Gene Ontology annotation, cellular component: cytoplasm; membrane; cytosol. The coding region runs from base 119 to 748 and encodes 209 amino acids. The record is from RefSeq and is a predicted model, not a curated record. Gene Ontology annotation, molecular function: ceramide 1-phosphate binding; ceramide 1-phosphate transfer activity. Gene Ontology annotation, biological process: intermembrane lipid transfer; ceramide transport.
UCUGCUUUGACUGUGUGUCAGCCAGUCUGCUGGAGGUCAUUCUAAGGGUAACAGUCAGUCAGCAUCACCUCUGAGUGGAGUCAAAUACUGUUGAAGACAAGAAGAAGAAGAAGAAGCCAUGGCUCUGCUACUGGAGCACCAGUUCAGGCCACUGCCGGCUGACAGAAAAGUGGAAACCAGGCCUUUUCUUGAGGCUGUGUCAUACCUUCCUCCUUUCUUUGACUGCCUUGGCCCGACAAUCUUUGCUCCCAUCAAAGCCGACAUAUUAGGGAAUGUUACAAAAAUCAAGGCGGUCUAUGACACCAAUCCAGGACGCUUCAGGACCCUUCAGCAAAUCCUGGAGGUGGAGAAGGACAUGCAUGGAUCGCAGUGGCCCAACGUCGGAGCCACAUUGGCGCUCAUGUGGCUGAAAAGGGGUCUUCGCUUUAUCCAAGUGUUCCUGCAGAGCCUGCUUGAUGGUGAAAAAGAUGAAAACAACCCGAACCUCAUUCGAGUCAACGUGACCAAAGCGUAUGAGUUGACCCUGAAGCGAUACCACAGCUGGUGGGUUCAGCAGUUUUUCAGGGCAGCUCUCUUUGCCGCUCCGUACAAGUCGGACUUCAUCCAGGCGCUCUCCAAUGGUCGGCAUGUCAAGGAAGAAGAAUGUCUGGAGAAAGUAAAAAAAUUCCUGAUCAACUUCUCUGCCACAGUCGAUGUUAUUUAUGAGCUGUAUAACAAAAUGAACGCUGAUCUUGACUGCAGAGUGUGACUGCAUGGCAGUAAAGCACAUGUGUGCAAAAUCUAAUAAUAUAUCUCAUUAUCAAUGCAUUAAUAAUAUUUUUGCACUAUGUAAAAUGGCCACCAGGCUGGGCUUUCACACCCUGACCCUUUAAAACUGACCCUUGUGCUCAACUGAAGUUUUGCAAAUGUAUAUAUUGUAGUACUGCAAAAUCACUCACUGUAUACAUUAGGAGCAAAUAUAUUUUAUCGUACUGAAAUUGCCUGUGCUGAACAAAUCAGAACUACAUGCAGUGUGAGAUAGAUGUUUUGAUAUAUUAAAUAGACUUCAUCAUUUGCUUUUACCAAUGAUUUAUAUAUUACACCAGGCUGCUGAAUGAGUAGACAGUUAAGUGUGUGCAUCAAUAUGUGUUUCAAAAUAUUGUAACUACUCAAUUGUGUCUUAUACAAGUGACUAUAUCGACUGAUACUGUAUGAUAGCUAAUAAAUGAGAGAAUAC